Alosa alosa (allis shad) is the source of this 2532-nucleotide messenger RNA. It is a transcript of the gene pou6f2, whose product is annotated as POU class 6 homeobox 2. The record is from RefSeq and is a predicted model, not a curated record. The transcript is spliced from 13 exons. Gene Ontology annotation, molecular function: DNA-binding transcription factor activity, RNA polymerase II-specific; RNA polymerase II cis-regulatory region sequence-specific DNA binding. Lineage: Eukaryota; Metazoa; Chordata; Actinopteri; Clupeiformes; Clupeidae. The coding region runs from base 51 to 2417 and encodes 788 amino acids. Gene Ontology annotation, biological process: regulation of transcription by RNA polymerase II.
CUCAUCACCCGGGGUGUGACUGGUGCUCUCCCUCCAAGGACCCUUGCGUGAUGUCCACUGUGAUCCCGGCCUCCAGCCUCAGUUCCCCAGAUCGAUGUUGCCUUGUAGCCCCGUCCUGCCUCAGUGCAGGUAGAAGCACUGCCUGCUGGGAGACAAUCAACACAUUUACCUCGGAUCCCAGCAAUUCCAGGGUGGUCGAUACUCCAUGCCGAUGUGUCGGGAAUGGCAGAGAGACCUGGGAUCCACAAGCGUCCACAGAUUGGAGCGACAUUUUGGAGCCGAUGAUUACAGGGCAGCUGAGCAAGCCGCUGCUCUCCCUGCGCGGCGACAUGGACGCUUCCGAGCUCCACGCGGACGACAAGCCGGGCAGCCCUGACAGCGACCUGACUGACGAGCCCCUGCUUAUGUCCGCCGACGCCGACGACAAGCUCUACGGUGCCCGUGGCGGCUCUGCCCAGUCUGAUGCCAGCAGCAGCCCCUCAGAGCAGAGUCAGCUGGGGCAGUCUCACCCAGCUUAUCCCGUUGGACCACAGGUGGGCAUCUCACCACUAUCUGUGUCUCUCCUGGUAGCGCAGCAGCUGGCGUCUGCCGUGAGCGGGGUGAUGUCUGGGGGCGCGCCGGGCCUCAACCAGCCCAUCCUCAUCCCCUUCAACGCGGGCGGGCACCUGGGCGGCCAGCAGGGCCUGGUCCUCUCCCUGCCCACCGCCAACAUCCAGGGGCUGGUGGCAGCGGCGGCGGCCGGAGGACUCAUGACCCUGCCCCUACAGAACCUGCAAGCUACCUCGUCCCUGAACUCACAGCUUCAGCACCUGCAGCAGCUUCAGCAGAUGCAGCAGCACCACCAGCAGCAGCAGCAGCAGCAGCAGCAGCAACAGCACCAUCAACAGCAACAACAGCAGCAGCAGCAGCAGCAAUCACAGCUCUGCAGCCAGUCCCACCUGCCGGGAGCCAAUCACAUGGCCCCCCACCACCCGCUGAGCCCUGCCAGCCAACAGCAGUCCUCCUCUGGCUCCUCCUCUUCCUCAGCCUCCUCCAAUCUCGGCUCAGCACAGGCCCCACAGUCCCCGCCCCACAGGCAACAGAACCAGUCGCCUGCACGCAGCCUGCCCUCACCAGUGACCCCUCCCAUGCCACUUCCGCUCAACCCUCUGGCCAGCCAGGCGGCCGUGGCAGCAGCGGCGGCCAUGGGCUCCAUCGCCGGGUCCCAGGUGUUUGGCAAUGCACUUUCCAGCCUGCAGGGCGUCACGGGCCAGCUGGUUACCAAUGCCCAAGGACAGAUAAUUGGAACAAUUCCUUUGAUGCCUAACUCGGCGGGACCUGGGAGCCAAUCAGGGGGAGGGAAUCCUGCCCUGCAGGUCCAGCCAAUCACGCCUCAGCUGCUGACCAAUGCCCAAGGCCAGAUCAUUGCCACGGUGAUCGGCAACCAGAUCCUGCCAGUCAUCAACACCCAGGGAAUCACGCUGUCGCCAAUCAAGCCUGGACAGCAGCUGCCUCAGGCCCAGCCGGCUCCGUCGGGACCCCCAUCCAGCCAGGCCAACCUGCUGCGUCUCCCCCACAGCCAGAGCCCUCUCCGCCAGGCCUCCUCGUCCUCCUCCACCUCCUCCUCCUCCUCCGCCCUCAGCGUGGGACAGCUGGUCAGCAACCCCCAAACUGCUCCAAGUGAGGUGGAUGGCGUCAACCUGGAGGAGAUCCGCGAAUUUGCCAAAGCGUUCAAGAUCCGCCGCUUGUCUCUGGGACUGACACAAACUCAGGUGGGCCAGGCCCUCAGCGCCACAGAGGGACCUGCCUACAGUCAGUCUGCCAUCUGCAGCUGGACCGGGAAGCCCCACCAGGUAACAGAGACGGGCAGGAUGGCUAUGGCUGAGGCAGGGCACCGGAGUAAGAUUCUUCUCUCUCAAUUCUCCCCUAGACACACCAUCCUGAGAGGCCACUUUUACCUACCACAGGAAGCCCAAGAGAACUCUAUAGCUAGCGGUUUGACAGGCAAACUGAACCCUGGCCUUUUAUAUCCUGCCAGGUUUGAGAAGUUGGACAUCACUCCAAAAAGCGCCCAGAAGAUUAAGCCCGUUCUGGAGCGCUGGAUGGCCGAGGCAGAGGCCCGGCACCGGUCCGGCAUGCAGAACCUGACUGAGUUUAUCGGCAGUGAGCCGUCAAAAAAGCGCAAGCGGCGGACCUCGUUCACCCCUCAGGCCCUGGAGAUCCUCAACAGCCACUUCGAGAAAAACACACACCCGUCCGGGCAGGAGAUGACUGAGAUCGCUGAGAAACUGAACUAUGACCGCGAGGUGGUCCGUGUCUGGUUCUGCAACAAGCGGCAGGCGCUGAAGAAUACAAUAAAGCGCCUGAAGCAGCCAGAGAUGGGCCCCAUGGAUGCUCCCAUGGACCCCCUGGGAGAUUCCUUGGAGGAGCACCCCUAAUUGAACACACCAAAACAGGACGGGCCAAUUGCCAGUAAACACCAAACCUGCUCACCACAAAAGGGACAACCCACCCCAUAAACAGCUAAACUCUGGGGACUAAAAGAAAGGACAA